Molecule: messenger RNA, 1551 nt
Organism: Cervus elaphus (red deer)
Lineage: Eukaryota; Metazoa; Chordata; Mammalia; Artiodactyla; Cervidae
Gene: MRNIP
Product: MRN complex interacting protein
Exons: 8
Coding region: 204-1382 (392 amino acids)
Biological process (GO): mitotic G2 DNA damage checkpoint signaling
Cellular component (GO): nucleus
Molecular function (GO): chromatin binding
Source: RefSeq, a predicted model, not a curated record
CGCCCAUGAUCCCAGCUGACUGCUGACAAACGCUGGACAUGCCACCGGCCCAGGCGCGCAGGCGGGCGGGAGCGCCAGCGGCCGCAGCCCAAGGCGCACGCGCGUAGGAGGCGGGGCCGAGGCUGGAGCGGACGCAGCGCGUGAAGGGGCGGGGCCGGGGCGGACCCGGAAGCCGGCGAAAACGCGGAGGCGAGGGGGGCGCAAUGGCGCCUCCUCAGCAGGCGCGGGUCCUUCGAUGCUGCUGCUGCAGGCUUUUCCAGGCUCACCAGGUGAAAAAGAGUCUCAAGUGGACAUGCAAAGCUUGUGGAAAGAAGCAGUCGUUUUUGCAGGCUUACGGUGAGGGCUCUGGUGCUGACUGUAGACGCCAUGUCCAAAAAUUAAACCUGCUGCAGGGACAGAUUUCAGAGCUGUCACUCAGGUCUCUGGGAGAAUCUGUAAGUGCCAAUGAGGAAGAAAACGUGGAUCCUUGGCAGGCUGCCCGUGCAAGUCCACAGGAAAAACUCCAGCCCUCAAAGAACCGCUGGCUGAAGUAUCUGGAAAGGGACUCCGAAGAACUGGGGCUGAAAGAAGGAGGAGUGUGUUUCAACAGACAGCCUUCAUCCGAGAGAGAAAAGCCAGACCCUCUGUCCAGCACAGGCCUGCCUCGGAAAAGGAAAUGGAACCAGAGCACAGUCCAGCCUCCAUGCGGCCCUGAUGUCCAGGACUCCAGAAACUGUGAGGUCACCUUGAAGUCCUUGAAGAAGGGCAACUUCAUGCCUUGGAGACAAGCGAGGUUGACCAGUAGGACUCUUCUGCAUCAGGCCCAUCCUCUUCAUUCUACAUGGAGUGCCAGGUCUUCGCCAGACUGUUCAACUUGGGACCUGCCCUGGAUUUCUGAGGAACUGUCACCUUCAUUUACCCAGGACCAUGCUGGCCUGGCAGGGAAGGGCAGAGGGAGCAGUCGUGAGGACCAGGACACCGUGGAGCUUGUUCCCCAGGGGGAACCACCGUGCCCUGCCCAGCAGGUCAGGACCGUGUCUAAGUGGGAACAAUGUCUUAUGCCACUUGGAAACAGCUCACAUUUGGACACAGAGCCCCUUACCCCUCUCCAGAGAGGCCUCUGGCCAAUCCAGGCAGCACAGGCUGAGCAGGGGACCCCCAGGGCCCAGACUCCCAGGGAAGAAGGCCUCUGCAGGAUCCCCGGUGCACGCCAGUCUCCUCAGACCACACACACUCCCAUGCCUGGGCCCAAGAGGCUCUGUGGGAGGAUCCCUGAGCGGUCACAGGGUGCAGGCCCUUGGGCAGAGGGUGCGCCCUUGGUCAAAGGGGUGCAGGCACGUUCUUCACUCGUGCGUCUAUGUGACCUUUUUAAAACUGGAGAGGACUUCGAUGAUGAUCUGUAAGUUGAAACUAGUAUGUUACUCUUGUAGACAUAUUUGUUACAUGAACCCUUCACUUCACUGUGACCUCUGCCACUGAAAACAGGGUUCCCCAAGUUGCUUUCAAAUAGUAGGACUAAGGAUGACUUAUGGGAACUACAAGAAGCGACAAUAAAUAUGACCAUCAAACAGA